Messenger RNA from Linum tenue, 900 nucleotides. The record is from the annotation of a GenBank genome assembly. Lineage: Eukaryota; Viridiplantae; Streptophyta; Magnoliopsida; Malpighiales; Linaceae.
AUGCAGCGGGGCAGAUCCGACGUGGAGGAGCUUGCCGAGGAUGAAUCAGGUGAGGAAUUAUUAUUAAGCUCCGAUAGAUCGCGGCAGGCACACAUCACUUCUUCUUCGUCGGCCGAAGCAUCUCUCAGACUUGCCUUCGCCAAGUUCCAAUCUACGGUCUCUGCACAUUCUCCAAUGGAGUCGAAUCAAGCUAAGCCGAGCCUUCUGGCCUCUGAAUCUGACUCCCAGCGAACGCUGUCUCCGUACGUCACUGGUACGUCCGUGGUGGCUUUGAAGUAUAAGGACGGGAUUUUGAUGGCUGCUGACAUGGGAGGUUCAUAUGGGUCCACGUUGCGAUACAAGAGUAUGAGUCGAAUGACUCCAGUUGGGAAGCACUCUCUGUUGGGUGCUAGUGGGGAAAUCAGUGAUUUCCAGGAGAUUUGCAAGUAUCUUGAUGAGCUGAUCUUACAUGAUAGCAUGUGGGAUGAUGGGAACUCCUUGGGGCCCAAGGAGGUGCACAACUAUCUGACUAGAGUGAUGUACAAUCGGCGUAACAAAUUUGAUCCCUUUUGGAACUCGCUUGUUCUUGGUGGCGUGAAAAAGGGAGAGAAGUAUCUCGGCAUGGUAAGCAUGAUUGGUCUCAGUUUUGUGGAUGAUCAUGUUGCAACUGGAUUUGGAAACCACCUUGCUCGACCAAUUCUCCGUGAUGAGUGGCGUGAAGACUUGAGCUUUGAAGAUGGUGUUAAGUUGCUGGAGAAGUGUAUGCGUGUGCUCUUGUACCGUGAUAGAUCUGCUGUGAACAAGCUUCAGAUAGCAAAAAUUACCGAGGAAGGUGUCACCAUUUCGCAGCCUUACUCUCUGAAGACCUUCUGGGGAUUCACAGCAUUCAACAAUCCCACUGCUGGUGCUGAAGGAUCAUGA